AUGUUCCUUUUUUUCACAACAAUAUUUCUUGCUAUACUAUCAUCUACAGCCUCUUAUUGGCAGUGUAUCUUCUGCUAUUAUCCUUAUCCAAAAUCAUAUUCAUAUCCAUAUUCAUACUCAUAUCCAUAUCCAUAUCCAUAUUCAUAUUCAUAUCCAAAUGCAUUUUCACCGUAUAUCCCUUCUAUUGGACCUCUUUCUCCCUAUUCCUCUAUUGGUCCAUGUGUAAACGGUUUGUGUCCAACCGGAUACGGAUGUUAUAAUUCACAAUAUGGACCAUGUGUCAACAAUCAAUGUCCAAUGGGAUUUUGCUACAAUGCCCAAUGUGUCGGAUAA
Messenger RNA from Loa loa (African eye worm), 333 nucleotides. RefSeq lists its product as hypothetical. The transcript has 4 exons. NCBI's taxonomy places the organism in Eukaryota, Metazoa, Nematoda, Chromadorea, Rhabditida, Onchocercidae. The coding region runs from base 1 to 333 and encodes 110 amino acids. The record is from RefSeq and is a predicted model, not a curated record.